Candidula unifasciata is the source of this 1956-nucleotide messenger RNA. NCBI's taxonomy places the organism in Eukaryota, Metazoa, Mollusca, Gastropoda, Stylommatophora, Geomitridae. The record is from the annotation of a GenBank genome assembly.
AUGUGGAGGUUUGUCAACAACAUCUCCAGAGGAUUCAAAAACCAUGUUCACAGUCUGCGACCUUCGGCGGGGCUCUAUGUGGAGGAAGAACAGGAAGCGUUAGAGCUCCAUGAAAAAACUUGUCCGUUUUCUGGACGCCGGUGCAAAUCUCAGGAUAUUGAUGAGGUCAAAGGUUGCAGUGCAAAAGUUUUGAACAGUCUGUUUGUGAACAAGAGACCUGUUGAAGAUAGCAAGAAUGAAACAACCUGCCACAUUGGAGACAAUCAAGACUUCAACACUGGUCAGCAAGAUGGCAGUCGACAAAGGUCAUCCUGUCAUUAUGACUUCUGGAGAAUGUUUAGUGGCUCACAUCGUAUGUUGGAGGCCAUAUCUUGGGGCUCUAUGGUGUUGUUUGGUGCCGAUACAGACAGACAUCGCUAUAAAUCUCGGUUGUUGUUUAGAGUUCUGUUGGCCAAUUACAACAGAACGGUCGUCAGAUCCAUCAACAGUGGCACCAGCACCCCCACAGGCCUCCAGCAAAAUAUCAGAUCUGCCAUCAGCCCCGUCACGUUGCCACAUCAGCAAGACACAGUUGUCAGUGAUGUGCCAGUUGGAACACAGUCUUCCCCCGGCAACAAAUUACAGACUGAGACUUUAGACUCUGCCAUGAAGGAGUUUGAAUCCAUGUGCACCGAAUACACAGCUACAACGGAAAGUCUUCUGGGCCUUGAGGCUGCCAUCCAGGGAGACUUUAAUGCUGCAGUGCAACACCUGCAGUCCUCCUGUGCCUUAGGCAACACCUCUGCCUGCUUCAACCUGGCUUUAUGUUACGAGACUGGUUCUGGUGUACCCCAGGACUUGCACAAGGCCAAACACUACUACAAUCUGGCAGCAAAAGAAGGCCACAGCAUGGCCUUGUACAACCUGGGACUGAUGUGCAUGCAGUGCAACAACUACAUCUCGUCAGCACAAGCAACAGAUGCUGCUGCAUGUGGUUGUGGCUGCAAUCAGGUGCAAGGUCUCAAUCUUUUAGAGAAGGCAGCACAACUAGGCCUGGCCCAGGCUCAGACCUACUUGGGCAUACACCACAUUGAACAAAACCAUAAUGUGAGCAAGGCAGUGCCCUACUUCAGAGCUGCUGCGGAACAGCAUGAUGUGGAGGCUCAGUAUUUCCUGGCCAUUUGUUACGAGCAAGGCUGGGGGGUGGAGCUAAAUGAAUGUCUGGCUGCCCAAUUGUAUUCCCAGGCAGCUAGUGGUGGACAUGAGGCGGCUAUUUACAAUCUGGCAGUCUUCAAUGAACAUGGACUUGGUGGCUUGCCUCAAGACAAGUCUUCUGCCAUAGACCUCUUCCAGAAAGCUGCAGAUCUUGGCUGUGAACAAGCAAAACAGAGACUGGACCAAAUCAACAGUCAACAAGCAAAACAGAGACUGGACCAAAUCAACAGUCAACAAGCAAAACAUAGACUGGACCAAACCAACAGUCAACAGGCAAAACAGAGGCUAUAUAAAAUCGACAGUGAACAGACACAGCAGAGGCUGGGUGACACAGUGACAUUAGAGAAUUCAAAAGUUGAAAUGUUCCGUCAACUCUACCUGCAGCACCACCAAGAGGAACAGAGACCUAGCAAGCAUGGGCACAACUCCUCACUGAGUCCAUCUGCCUCAUCACCAAAUCUGACAGAACACUUUCAUCAGCAUCUGUCUUUUUUCUUUGAGAAUCAGCCCACAGACAUGGCUGUGAGCCGAGUUUCUGGCCAGUUACAGCAGGACAAUAAGGCAACUGGCAUCUCCUUCCGUCUUGGCAGUGAUGGAGAAUCAGAGGACGAUGAUGGCCUCCUGUCCCCACGGUCCGACAGAUCAUCUGUGGAUGAGAGCUUUGAAAGUACAGCAUACGCAAUCUUUCCGUCUGUGGGGAAUCUGCACAAAUCUCGGUCACAUCCAUGCUUUCCAUUGAUGCACUCAAGUGUUGAAGUGUAG